UCCGGAGAGCAGAUGCUCCUGGUCAUUUUCCUAAAACCAGAAUGUACAAAGAGGUUGCUCGGUAGAAAUCAAAAAGACCCUGUACAUGCUUGAUCUGAUCUGCCCCCACUCCCGGUAAAUUCCGGCUGCAUCCCCGUAGCCCUGACUCAUAUCACGUGUUAUGAUAUUGCCUGGCCCACUCAUGAGUCGCGUCUAUUCAACGAUCUACAUGAUCAAACCGAUCGCAUUCUCACAUCAAUCCAGAGGCCACUAAAACGAACCCGCAGACUAUUGUUAUGUCGAGUCGACCGACCCUUGUCUUUAUACCAGGCUCCUGGCACAGACCUACAUGCUACGACCCGAUCAUCAAGCUCCUGGAGCCCAAGUUGCGAUGCGUCACAGUGUCUCUUCCCUCGACAGCAUAUAAUCCCGAAGCGACCUUCAAAGACGAUAUCGAUGCAGCCCGGGAUGUGAUUUCCACUGAAACAAGUACCGGGCGCAACGUUGUUGUCAUCGCGCACUCCUAUGGCGGCAUGGUUGGCAACAGCGCUAUCAAAGGCUUCACAGGGCCAAAAGACGCUGAUGACGAUCGACCGGGAUCCGUGAUCGGACUAAUCCUCGUCGCCUCUGGCUUCACCUUGGCUGGUCUGUCUUUCAUGGAUCCGUUCUUCGGUCAUCCGCCACCUUCUUGGCGUGUUAAUAAUGAGACCGGCUACGCGGAGCUUGUCACUCCCCCGCGCGAACUGUUCUACCACGACCUACCUGAGGGAGAGGCAGAAUACUGGGUUUCUCAGCUGACGAGUCAGAAUCUGAAGGCUUUGUUCGAAGGCGGCGAGUACAGUUACGCCGGGUGGAAAGACGUGCCGUCUUGGUAUAUCGGGACUGUGGAGGAUCGGGGGUUACCGGUCCUGGCUCAGCGGAUGUCAGUUGGCAUGGCGAGAGAGAUGGGGGCUAGUGUGGAGCAUCGAGAGCUGCAGACGAGCCAUUCGCCCUUUCUCAGUCAGCCUGGAUUGACAGUGGAAAUCAUUUUGGAGGCUGUUGAUGCUUUUACCAAUUCCAGGAGCGAUGAGUCUAAGGCUGCGAUUGAUAGAGCUGGAAAUGGGAUAGUCGUGCCGCGUGCUGGCCUCUUCAAACCACUGACGUGGUUCAAAUUUGGACUGCCGAUGGGUGUUGGCCGUGUGUUGGGCAGAUGCAUUCUUUUGUUUGGCUGGGGAAGGAGGCUGUGGAGGACCGGAUUUCGUUGAUUGGUAGUCGUUGGUCGACGGAGCUUUUAGAUAGCUGUGCUGACGUUUGUUACGUUCUUGCAUAUAUCCUAAUGACAGGAAGCUUACUCCACUUCGCCAAGUUGGGCUAUCUAUGAAGAGCGCUGGGAUGUUGGCGCUUGAGGUAGCACCAGUGGGGUUGGAGAAUGGCGAGUUGGGUUGUGGUUGUUUUUGGUCCUGCCACUCUAGACGGGCGAGAUUUGCAAU
Molecule: messenger RNA, 1448 nt
Organism: Aspergillus campestris IBT 28561
Lineage: Eukaryota; Fungi; Ascomycota; Eurotiomycetes; Eurotiales; Aspergillaceae
Product: alpha/beta hydrolase
Exons: 1
Coding region: 276-1223 (315 amino acids)
Source: RefSeq, a predicted model, not a curated record